This is a messenger RNA of Aegilops tauschii subsp. strangulata, 2130 nucleotides long. Lineage: Eukaryota; Viridiplantae; Streptophyta; Magnoliopsida; Poales; Poaceae. The record is from RefSeq and is a predicted model, not a curated record.
CUCGCAAAGAUCUUUUAGUGGUCAUCAAAAUCCGCCGCAAAGCCGCUGCCGCAGGCUGGAGUAGUCACCCCAUGAACCAACAUCGAUGAUAGAGCACACCAUCACCACCUCAUCAACGAGAGCCCUACCCAAUCUGGUCGGCCCAGUAGACCAUACCGCCGAAGGGCGGAUUUGCGUACGAUGGCGUAUUCGUGUCCAAGUGCACUGUAACUGCAACACACCAUUGGAUCCACGCUGGUGUAUUGGAUUUGGGCAAACCAUGCACGCACGGAGGCGCCACCAGGAGGUGCACACCAGUGACGCACCAGGGCUGGAAUGGGACAUGUAGCUCCGCUGGCAACAACACCAAGGAGGAACCCAAGCCAAAGUGUCCAGCGGCCCUUGGUGAGGAGUCCCACGGCUGGGGAAGUACACCGAACCGGCGGCAGCGCAUACCCGGCGUGGCGAGGUAAGAUCCAUAUAGGGGCAGAUCUGAGCGGGAGCAGGAAGGGCGCGCACAAGAACCCGCCGCCUCGAACCACCGGCCAAAGACGGCGAGGGGAGAAAGGGGUGGCGUGGACCUGGAGCGACGGCGGCGGAGCCACCCGACCCGAGUCGACGCGAUCCCUUUUUUUCUAAGACGUCGAGCAUCGAGCACCUCAUCCGUCAGGAGCCAGGAGCCUUCAUAUCACCUAUCUGGAACAAAGCUUUGCGAACAUCUUCUCUGGCAUACUCAGCCAAAAGCAUAUUAUUCAUUUCACUAGACACCAAAGGUCUUAUAGAAUUUAACAUGUCCUGAUCCGCCACAACCGAAGUAGAUGUGAGACCUUGAAAGUAGUCCCUAAUCAGAGGCUUAAGAUUAUCCUUACGUUCUACCCAACAAUCAUUACUAUUUUUAAGCUGCUUGAUUAAAUUCCUGCGCCGACGUGCCGAAGCAAACUGAUGAAAGUAGACUGUAUUCUGGUCGACCCGGUGUAGCCAAUUUACUUUUCCUCUUUGUGCACAGUAUAUUUCAUCUUGUUCAAGCAGGUUCUCUAUAAAAAGAGAUAAUUCCUUUUGCUUCAUCCGCACCUUUGAUGUUGGGCUAGCCUUCAUAAGUGCCUCAAGCUCACGAUGUGCAUUCCUGAGAACAUCUCCAACAGCGGCCGCAAAAACCCCCCGCGCGCGGUAAACUACCAUUUUAGUGCGCGGGACGUUUUCGCGCGCUCCAGCGGAGGCGGGAAACUCGCGCGCGGGAAAAAGCGGGAGGUCGCGCGCUAGAUUUGGCGCACCGCUUCCGGCGCGCCUAUAAAUUGUUGCGCGCGCCACGCGGCCUCCCAUCGCUAUCCACAUUGCCACACGCUCUCUCCCCGCUUCCUCUGCUUCCUCUGCCGCUUCCUCGCCCCGCCACCGAUACGCCAGCAUGCCGCCGCGCCGCCGGGAAUCUUCGGGCUACCGUGGUGUCCGUGAGCACCCCUCCGGUGCCUUCUACGGUGAGAUUCGGUCCGGCGACGUCCGCCUCGGCCUCGGCACGUUCGAGACCACGCACGAGGCCGCCCGCGUAUACGACGCGGCGGCGUGGAGCCUCCAGAGGCCUCGCGCGCAGAUGAACUUUCAGGACGUCUGGACGUGCGAGCAGGCGCAGGCCGUCGCCCCUCCGCCUCGUCUUAUAACAGACCAGGACUGUGAGGAACACCGUUGGCGGCAGCGCCGCCUCCUCAUCGUCGAGGAGGACAAGCGAGCCAUGGCGGAGUGGCGCCAGCGCCACCGGAGGACGUCGCCAACGAGAACGCCUUCUGGGCAGAGAGGACGGCAAGGCGCCGCGCAGAGCGGGCGGACAGGCAUCGGCGGAAGGCACUGGCCAUAUCGCAGUUUGAUCUCGUUAACGCAGGUGGGGAGUCGUUCUUUGACUCAGACGAUCCUUGUUGGGAAGAUGCGUGGCUCGAUACCUCGGACAACACCAGCGAGAAUGAUGAUGAUGAUGAGGACGACUCGGAGUAGGUUCUAGUUGCACCGUAGUUUUUAUCUAGUUGCACCGUAGUUUUUUUUCGUGUUGGACUAGUUUUUUUUAUCUAUCUAUGCUAUGAUGAACUGUGUACGCAUUGUGAAAUAUCUAUGUAUCGUUUUUUUAUCUAUUUUAAUCUAUGCAUAUUUUUUUAUAUGAGUGCAUAU